Messenger RNA from Blepharisma stoltei, 993 nucleotides. The record is from the annotation of a GenBank genome assembly. Lineage: Eukaryota; Ciliophora; Heterotrichea; Heterotrichida; Blepharismidae.
AUGAAGAUACUCAUCUUACUAGUCCUUGCUUUAGGUGUUUUCAGUACAAAUUCUUGUGAGCAUUGCAUAAGACUUUGCCAGUAUAAUUUUGAUUAUAUAGCCAUGAUUGAACAAAAUUAUUGCCAAGAAGAUCUUACGUGUGAAAAAUUUCUACGGGAGAUUUCGUUAACUCCCCCCCCAUCCUUGAUCGAACGAUUUUCAUAUCAUGACAAUUUUUAUAUAUAUAAAAAUAUAAUAGUUAUCAAAAGCUAGGGAAGAUGUACCUAAUGAAGUUGUUUUUCAGAGACUUUGAGACGAUAGAAAGCUUCGGAAUCAACUAUUCAAAGUAAUUUAGUCAUCAACAUGGGCUUAAAAACUCAAUAAUCUAAUAAAAUAGAGAUUUUUUUAAAAUUUUUAAAAAACAAAUUUUAAUUUAAUAAGUAACAAAUUAAAAUUUAUACAGUUUAAAGGGGUAACUAAUAAAUUAAAAUAUAAAAAAUUGGUAUUUUUAUGAAAUUAAUUCAAUUUUUUGCUGUAAAAAUAAUUUAUUAAAUACUCUUAACCCUCUUAUUUAAAAGUAAAUAAAAAAAAAAUUUAUAUAUAUAUUUUAUUUUAUAUAUAAUUUUUUUUUCCCAAAAAAAUGUUUUUUUAACCCCCCAUCCUUGAUCGAACGAUGGCGAGUCGUUCGAUCAAGGAUGGGGGGGAGUAAGAUAUCUUUCAAAUCCUGGAUCACAAAACCCAUGCAGUAGAGAUCCGUAUCAUAAUGACUGCAACUCAUAUGGUAUGAAAGUAUGCUCAGAUAUCUUGGGAAAUUCUUGCGGAGGUAAUAAAAGCUUUUUGCCUAAUAAUGAGCUGUCAAGCAUAACUCAUAUUGUCUCCCUGAAGGAACAACUGAAUAGGCUUGACAGUGAAGCUUCAGACGUAGAAAAGCAGCUGCGAACUGAAAUAACAAGGCAAAAGCAGAAGUAUUUGAGUAUUAUUGAUAGGCUAAACAACUUACAAGGCGGAAUAUAA